This is a messenger RNA of Nerophis lumbriciformis (worm pipefish), 360 nucleotides long. NCBI's taxonomy places the organism in Eukaryota, Metazoa, Chordata, Actinopteri, Syngnathiformes, Syngnathidae. The record is from RefSeq and is a predicted model, not a curated record.
AUGGCCGUCACUGGGGAUGAGACCGAGUUAUCAUUAACCAAUGUGUCUUUUCCCGCAGCUGCCACUGGAGACAUCCCUGCCUGCCAGUUGCGCUCACCCACGACGGGCCUGAGCAUUGUGAUGGCGGCGACCUCACCUGGCCCCACGCACAGCCCGCUGCCACACCACACUGAAGAAGUCACCCGCAAGAGGGAGGUUCGGCUAAUGAAGAACAGAGAGGCUGCGCGGGAAUGCCGACGAAAAAAGAAGGAGUACGUUAAGUGUCUGGAAAACCGCGUUGCCGUGCUGGAGAACCAAAACAAGACGUUGAUUGAGGAGCUCAAGGCCCUCAAGGACAUUUACUGCCACAAGGGGGAGUAA